Molecule: messenger RNA, 1347 nt
Organism: Penicillium alfredii
Lineage: Eukaryota; Fungi; Ascomycota; Eurotiomycetes; Eurotiales; Aspergillaceae
Exons: 1
Coding region: 1-1347 (448 amino acids)
Cellular component (GO): nucleus
Source: RefSeq, a predicted model, not a curated record
AUGCUCAGAAAUCUCCAUGGCUCUUCCCCGGUGCCACCCGAGGAAGGGAUCCGUUCAUCUGGCGAUUCUCCUCGGCCAAUUUCCAUUCCCUGGUCAUCUUUAUCAAAUUCAGAUACGUCCCGAAGAAUUGGGGAUGACUCAAAGCUGGAUAUUGGACUCAGGGCAAGCAACAUCCUUUCCAGCGAGCUUUGGGCUCUGGCCUGCAACUACGCCGCAAGCCACGUUGGUGGUGAUGAGCAUCCCCCUUGGUCUCCGUACUCUGAGUAUGCCGCGAUUACAUACCAGCAUACAGAGCAUGAAAGCCGCAUGCCAUUGAAAUUUCGACUCCAUGCAAGCCGGUUUCAAGAUCAUUCACCGGCUGAGCUACAAGCACACCGAGACUACUGGGGCCCUUGGCUAUUCUUCCAGCUGAUCUGGCAUGCUGUUCCCUGCAUAUUGAACCAUCCAUUUCUUCUUUCGAUGCGACUUCGGAAUUUUAGGCGGACAAUGCCCCAGUCCUUUUUGCGCAGCUCCUUUGAACAGCUUGCCUUGCACUCAGGCUGGAUACUGCAUUUCCUUGACCUCACCGAGCUCAAGAACUUUGAAGUGUCUGAUCCGACAUUGGGACACUGUGUUGCUGUUGUCGCAACGAUAUACCUCCAACAUAGCUUUGUGGAAGACCAGGCUUUCAGCAGUAAGGCACGUUCGGGGUUUGAAAAGUGUGUCAAAUUCUUACAGGGGAUGGGUCGCAAAUGGCCUCACAUUGAGCGACAGGUACGUUGGUCUUCACAUCCAACAAAUCUUUCUCAUGUCGUGUUAACCUCAAGAAAGGCCCGACAGUUGCAACAAUUGCGAGACAGCAUUUCACCUGGUGGAUUGAUGACCGACAAUAGCGCUGCAACAGGUCCCAACUUCCGCCAAAAAUGGAACGUCAACUUGCAGCUGUUGUGGAAAAUCUUGGUUUAUAGCCACGCAAGCAAGACGAAUGAUGCUACAAGCGAUAUCUUUGGCCCUGGGCUGGCCAAGGACAGCAUCGAGGGACCAUGGCUCUCGUCAAACAACGCCCUUGAAGAACCCGGCUUCUCUUUGAUCGGGUCUGCUGGCAUUUCAGGACACAAAACCGUGGCCUCGGAGUGUGUCACAUAUCCACCUGAGCAGACUCAUGAUCCAAUACAUUCAGACCAAGGACCAGCUCAUACCUCACCCACGAUAGAUCUCCCUGAACUCGACGACCAGCAUUUGGACUUCGAUGGUGAAGAGGCGUUGUUUCUCCAGCUCCAAGAUUAUGGGAGGGCGUUUGAGGACUGGCUGAGUCUUAACCCACAUGAGUUUGAAGACAUGUCUUCUUAUUACUUGCGUUCCACUUGA